This is a messenger RNA of Rhagoletis pomonella (apple maggot), 1493 nucleotides long. It is a transcript of the gene Ama, whose product is annotated as protein amalgam. The transcript has a single exon. The record is from RefSeq and is a predicted model, not a curated record. NCBI's taxonomy places the organism in Eukaryota, Metazoa, Arthropoda, Insecta, Diptera, Tephritidae. Gene Ontology annotation, cellular component: neuron projection. Bases 213 to 1202 code for a protein of 329 amino acids.
AGAGUGGGUCGAUAAUCUCGGCGUGGUUCAGUCGAUUUCGCUGCGCUUGCGGUCAGUGAUCAGUCAAGAAUCGGAAGCGUUGGAGAACGUUUCGUGACCUGUGGAUAACUGAGUUCAAGUGUUAUUAACAAAAUACUUGUAAAUAUUUAUAAAUAACCAACAAAAAAAAGUCCAAUUUGUGUAGUGUUUAUGUUUUUGUCAAUAAAGUAAAGAUGGAACAACUGACAUCGUUGCUGAUUACUUUGGCUGCUUUACUAACGCUCCUGCCAAAUGUUCUACAUGCAAACCAGCCUGUUAUUAGCCAUAUUUCCAAAGACGUUGUCGCCAGUGUAGGUGAAGAUGUACAGUUCAACUGCACUGUUGAGAAUGUUGGUCGUAUGUCUGUUAGCUGGGCCAAACGAUCUGUUGUCUUGUCUAUGCGAAACAUAUUAAGUUUGAGCGACCCGCGUUACACGAUAAGCGAAACGAGGGACGAUGAUGCCGGCAGUGCUACUUACUCUCUGAAGAUAACGAAAAUCGAGGCGAGCGACAUGGGGCCAUAUGAGUGCCAAGUGAUUGUGUCUGCAACUGAUAAAAUUACAAAGAAAUUAAAUUUAUCCAUUAAGCAUCCACCAAUCAUAUCAGAAGAACGUACGCCGAAGUCCAAACUAGUUACCGAAGGACAGAAUUUGGAAGUGAGUUGCCAUGCCACUGGUUUCCCGCAACCCACUUUGUGGUGGAAGCGUGAAGAUAAUGCUAUCAUGCCGGCUGGUGGUCCAAUUCUUUCCGGGCAUAUACUGCGCAUCAAGGAGGUACAUCGACUUGACCGCGGCGCUUACUACUGUGUCGCUGACAAUGGCGUAGGACAGCCUGACGAGCAUAAAGUGCUGAUUGAGGUGGAAUUCCGGCCACAAAUCGCUGUGUUACGUCCCAAGGUGGCACAAGUUUUGGCACACGUUGCUGAAUUGGAAUGCAGUGUGCAGGGAUAUCCUGCUCCUGCCGUUUUCUGGUACCGCAAUGGUGCCAAACUACAGUCGAAUUCCCGAUACGAGAUUUCCAAUACUGCCUCAUCGCACGAAACCACAACAUCCGUACUUCGCAUAGCAAGUGUUUCCGAACCGGACUUUGGUGACUACUACUGCAACGCCACCAACAAAUUAGGACAUACAGAUGCACGGCUGCAUUUAUUCCAGCCGGUGAUUCCAGUGCCUUCUUCUCUUUGAGAUGAGUAUUAAAUUUGAAUAAUGGUGUUUUCACUUACCUUCGUAUUCGUAUAAUGCGAAGGUUUGCAAAGCUGAAAACGGACGUGCUGUACUCAGACAUGAAGUGCUUCGUUUAUAUUUAAGCUUAUUAUGUAUGUGUGUUGUAUUACACAAAUUUGACUGGCGAAUUUUUUAAUAAUAUACCAUGUAUGUGUAAGUACAUAUGUAUAUCAUUUUAUUCUUUUUGGACCAUUUCUUUUGUCAAUUCUUUUAAUUCAAUUAAAUUUGAUUGACUCGAACAAAUAACGCACA